AUGUCUAGCCGUGCUGUCCAGCAAGUGCAUUUGCGCAAGAUUCCACCAGGUUCAUAUUACGCCUCGAUCGCGAAAUGGUACCCUGUCAUGCAAAAAUAUGAGAACAACGAACCUGCCUACUUUACCACACCACCAACUCAACUCAUCCGCGCUCUACACGCUACUCUAAGCCAGAUCACAGCUCGACCUAUUGCUGAGCGCAUUGCCAUUCACGGCAGGCUUCUGACAAGAUUAAGGCUGCUGUCACUCGGCCUGGUCUGA
This is a messenger RNA of Penicillium roqueforti, 261 nucleotides long. RefSeq lists its product as uncharacterized. Bases 1 to 261 code for a protein of 86 amino acids. NCBI's taxonomy places the organism in Eukaryota, Fungi, Ascomycota, Eurotiomycetes, Eurotiales, Aspergillaceae. The record is from RefSeq and is a predicted model, not a curated record. The transcript has a single exon.